Ceratitis capitata (Mediterranean fruit fly) is the source of this 2028-nucleotide messenger RNA. Its product is annotated as Zinc finger protein 821. The coding region runs from base 234 to 1028 and encodes 264 amino acids. The transcript has a single exon. Lineage: Eukaryota; Metazoa; Arthropoda; Insecta; Diptera; Tephritidae. The record is from RefSeq and is a predicted model, not a curated record.
GCACUUCCAGCCAGCAGUGGAAGUUUUUUUUCCAUAUUGAUUAGUUAUGUCGCUUUUGUUGUUUACCCAUUAAUUUUCCUCAAAUUGUGUUGAAAAAAUAAAAUUUCUAAGAAUAAUAAUUUAAAAACAAAAGUGAAAAUUUUCGAAAACGGUGCAUUUUCUACGGUUUUCAUAUAUUUUCCAAGCUGACGACGAACUGCACGAUUGGUAAGACAGUCGUGAAGCAACCCCAGAUGUCCACUGGAGUGGGAGGCGGAGGAAGCAGCAUCACAACUGACCACAGCCGAUUAUAUUUCCUCAAUUCGCCAUCAACACCGCUUACCGCGCGCGAUCCAUUUUUCAUCAAGCCGGAAUACCUCAAUUAUGAAAAUCCCAUGCACCAUCUCUAUCCCAGUAAUAGGGGCUUAAUCGACUAUAAUAAUUAUACUAGUGCUGCGGUAGCAGCAGCCAGUGGUAGUGGAAGCGCUUCAACAAAUGCUGUUGCAGCUGUCGCCGCCCUUAAUUUAGAGAACAAUUUCCAGCAACCUCAAUCACAACAGUCGUCAUCUUCGUCAUCGCAACAACAACAAACACAACAGCCACAAACACCUUCAUCGACGAACCAGCAACAAACGCAGCAAGGCCAACAGCAUCCACUGCAUCUUCACCUCAGCACACCGCCAUCAACUCGAGCGCAAAAAGCAGCCCGUCGGCGAAGCAACGAAUCAGUGGAGGCACGGCAAAGACGAUUAGCGCGAAACGCUUCAAGAAUGCGCGAGAAACGAUCCAGAGAAUCUGAGGAGGAAUACCGCAUCCGGUUGGCGAAAAAUGCGGAAGCGAACCGUAUACGACGUCAGAAUGAAAAUGAAGUACAAAGAACCCUAAGACUGAUGAAAAAUGCCGCCAGGCAACGGUUGCGGCGGGCUGGUGAGACGCCGGAAGAACGCAAAAAGCGUUUGGCCAAAGCCGCUGAACGCAUGCGAAUCGCGCGAGCCAAUGCACCAAAAGUGUAUAAGCCUCCACUGGAGGAUCGCCUUAAGGGUUACUAAAUAUACAUACAUAAACAUACAUACUUAUACGUCAGCAGGCAGCAUCAAAUCUAUCUCAUAAUGGACAAGAAGAAGACGUAUGUGUGGUAUUGAUGUCAUAACCAUCAUAAACCAUUCAUAAAUGACGCAACAAAAUAUAUAAAAUAAUAACCGUUAAUAUGAUAAAGUAGAAACACAAAGAGGAACAGCUGAAUUGCAAGAAGAAAAAAAAACAGCCGCCAACACGAGAGUAUUUAAAAGAAUGUAGGAUUUCAACGCACACGCAUUGGUAUAAGUCCUGAUUACUUGACUUUCACUUGGCGCAAUCGUCGUAUCAACAAGGGGUGAAGGAGGCAAAUUAAAGUCAAUCUUAUACGCCCUUCAACCGCAUAUUUAAUUAAGUUUAUGAAAUAAAGUAUUUUUAUAAUGCAUGCAUUACAUUAAUAUAAAAUAAAAUGUAAUAAUAAUGAUAAUAUAACAAAAAUAUAUAGAAGCGUACAUACAUACAUAUGUAAAUGUAGUCGGUCACACAAACAAGCAAACAAAUACUACACUCACCCACACACACACCAUUAAUUAGUUCCAAAACCACACAAAAACACAAAUGGACGCAUUAUUAUAACUACAAUGUAGCACCUAUAGCGUUAUAUCUAAAUCUCCAAGAAUAAAACAGAGGAUUUAUCUAAGCCCGCUAAAAAUCAAGCUCCUUAAUUAAUAUUCCCAUUUGUGCUGAUGCUCUCGACACUUCCGUAAUUCACACAGUACAGUACAUAGUUAUUAUCCAACACAUUUAAAAAAAAAUUAAACAACAAAAACUUCUGUAACAAAUUAUUUUAAUACAUAUUUAAAAUGCAAUACAUAUAGUAAAGUUAAAACCCUAUAUCUCUUUUCAAUCUUAAUUAAGUUCUAGUCAAAAUUCAACUUUUAUCUUCAUUGUUUGAUGUAAUUAAUGAUUAAUUUUAAAUUAUGUAAUAUGUACACUCUAUACUGGAAUAAAGUUGCAUCAUUCACAUUUUUAAAA